Bradysia coprophila is the source of this 1611-nucleotide messenger RNA. It is a transcript of the gene Ugalt, whose product is annotated as UDP-galactose transporter. Lineage: Eukaryota; Metazoa; Arthropoda; Insecta; Diptera; Sciaridae. Gene Ontology annotation, biological process: pyrimidine nucleotide-sugar transmembrane transport. Gene Ontology annotation, cellular component: Golgi membrane. The record is from RefSeq and is a predicted model, not a curated record. Gene Ontology annotation, molecular function: pyrimidine nucleotide-sugar transmembrane transporter activity.
GACCUGCGCUCGUCCAUAGAUGGUAGUACCGGUGUUAAAGUCACAAACGUCACAUAGAACACCAACAACAACAUGUCAACGUUGCACUUUUGAUUUGUUUGGGGUUUUUCUUGAUAAAACUGAUGAAAAAGAUUAAUUUCGAAUAAUUUAUUUAAAGACAUGAAACAAUAAUUAGAUAGAUUGCGAUAUAAACCAUUGCCACAAUGCAUAUCAAAGCGAACCAGAACUCUUUGAAAUACAUAAGCUUGAUAACAUUAACGCUACAAAAUGCAGUACUGGGACUCAGCAUGCGAUAUGGCCGUACCAGAUCCGGCGACAUGUUCCUUAGUUCGACAGCGGUCGUCAUGUCUGAAUUCGUGAAAUUGCUGACUUGCCUGGUGCUGGUAUUUCAUGAAGAGGGUCAAGAUGUGAACCGUUUCGUGACCGCAUUGCAUACAACCAUUGUAAAGAAUCCAGUGGACACAUUCAAAAUAUGCGUCCCAUCGCUGGUGUACAUUAUCCAAAAUAAUUUACUUUAUUUAUCGGCAUCGCAUUUGGAUGCCGCCACGUAUCAGGUGACGUAUCAAUUGAAAAUUUUGACAACGGCAAUGUUCGCUGUUACGAUACUGAAGAAGAAAUUGCUGCAACAACAAUGGGGAGCACUGGUGUUUUUAGUUGGUGGAGUGGUGCUCGUUCAGUUGGCCGAUUCGUCAACGCCGCAACAAUCCGUUAGCGAUAUGCCCGAACAAAAUCGUUUGCUUGGAUUUGGUGCUGCACUGGGUGCAUGUGUUCUAUCCGGCUUUGCCGGCAUUUAUUUCGAGAAAAUGUUGAAAGGGGCCGACAUAUCCGUAUGGAUGCGUAACGUUCAGUUAAGCUUACUGAGUCUGCCGUUCGGACUGCUCACUUGUUUCAGCAACGAUUUCCGAUCGAUCCGGCAAAACGGAUUUUUUAUCGGCUACGAUCUGUUCGUGUGGUAUUUGGUGGUUCUGCAAGCCGGCGGCGGACUUAUCGUUGCGAUGGUUGUCAAAUAUGCGGACAAUAUAUUGAAAGGAUUUGCCACAUCUUUAGCGAUUAUAAUCUCAUGCGUUGCCUCGAUGUAUCUCUUUAAGUUUAAUUUGACGGUGCAAUUUGCUCUCGGAGCAAUGCUAGUAAUAGUUUCGAUAUUUUUGUACGGUUACGAACCGCGUAAACCGAAACCCGUCGAAGAUACAACCGAGACGGAACAAUUUUUGCCGAAAGUUUGAUUCAAAUUGAUGAUGACGAACGUUAAUGGUAUUUGAAGCUCAUAUUUCUAUCCUAUUUAGUGCCAGUAUUUUAGUUUAUUAUGUUAUACACACACAUUCAGUAUGGAUCUACCAACAAAAUCUAAAUUUCUUUUCGCUUUAAGCAAUAAUAAAAUGCUAAGAACAGAUUCGAGGAACCGUAACAUUUAAGUCCGUUGAAAUAUCGAUCCCAUAUCGAGGCAUGUGGAAAUUGCCGAAAUGUUUUCUUUUUAGAACGUGUAGAAGAGGACAUUGUGCAGGAACAAUUUUUUUUCCCCGGUCAUUGAAAUUUAUUUGUACUUACUUUAACUCCACCACUGCAUAAUUUGCAAAAAUGUUUUUAUGUUUGUUGGACAAUGGAACUUUUUUU